This is a messenger RNA of Zootoca vivipara (common lizard), 417 nucleotides long. Its product is annotated as histone H4. Lineage: Eukaryota; Metazoa; Chordata; Lepidosauria; Squamata; Lacertidae. Gene Ontology annotation, cellular component: nucleosome. The record is from RefSeq and is a predicted model, not a curated record. Gene Ontology annotation, molecular function: protein heterodimerization activity; DNA binding; structural constituent of chromatin.
AAUCAUUCAUUUUUUCUUCUUCUGAGGGGCUGAGACUUGCUUAAGCAGAGAUGUCUGGUCGCGGAAAGGGUGGCAAAGGCCUUGGAAAGGGGGGAGCCAAGCGGCAUCGCAAAGUGCUUCGCGAUAACAUCCAGGGCAUCACCAAGCCUGCUAUCCGCCGCUUGGCUCGCCGUGGAGGCGUGAAGCGUAUUUCUGGCUUGAUCUACGAAGAGACCCGAGGCGUCCUGAAAGUGUUUCUGGAGAACGUGAUUCGCGAUGCUGUGACCUACACUGAGCACGCCAAGAGGAAGACUGUGACUGCCAUGGACGUCGUCUAUGCUCUGAAGCGCCAAGGCCGUACUCUGUACGGUUUUGGUGGCUAAAUUUUUCGAAACCCUUCAUACACUUAAGAACCCAAAAGGCCCUUAUAAGGGCCAC